AAGCUCCAUGUUUGAGGUUCGAACCCAUGACCGCGAGGUAAAGAGGCUGAUCUAACGACCCAAUUUCCAUCCUCGCUGAACAAAACUAGGAAUGUCACUGUUAAAUCUUGCCUCCACCCACCACAACAGCUAAAAGCUUGGGAAAAAAAAGAAAAAUACCGAAAAAAAGGGGGGAAAUGGGGGUUUUAUUGACGACGCUGGAGUUUUUGGCGUCUUUGCUUCUAAUCUUUCUUUUAGGUUUCGUUUCUGUAACCGUUCUGGAAGCCUACAGGAGACGUCACACUAACGCUCAUGUUGAAGCGCCGGCGAUGUUUGAGGAUCCAGAAUCAUUGAAACAGGUUCCUUGUCCUGAUAUUGUUGAUCCAGCGGAGAAAUACUUGUCUUUGAUAAUUCCAGCUUACAAUGAAGAGUAUAGGCUUCCUGGUACCCUCAACGAAACAAUGAAUUAUCUUCAACAACGGGCAGCAAAUGAUAAGUCCUUUUCUUAUGAGGUAGUGAUCGUUGAUGAUGGAAGUAAGGAUGGAACAAAGAGAGUAGCUUUUGACUUUGUAAAGAAGUAUGGCGUAGACAAUGUAAGGGUUAUCCUUCUUGGUAAAAACCAUGGAAAAGGAGAAGCAAUAAGAAAAGGAAUGCUACAUUCACGUGGUGAAUUACUUCUAAUGCUAGAUGCCGAUGGGGCUACCAAGGUUACUGACCUAGAAAAACUUGAAAACCAGAUCCAUGCAAUUGUGAGAAAAGAUUAUCACCCUGGUGAUUCAGCAGCCGGAGAGGCAACUUUUAGAAUUUCUGAUAUCCCAAUAGUUGCAUUUGGAUCUCGUGCCCAUCUUGAGGAGAAAGCUCUAGCUACGAGGAAGUGGUACCGCAAUUUUUUGAUGAAGGGUUUUCAUCUUGUGGUUCUCUUGGCUGCUGGUCCUGGAAUUCGUGAUACGCAGUGUGGUUUUAAGAUGUUUACUAGGUCUGCAGCAAGGAAGCUUUUUACCAAUAUCCGGUUGAAAAGGUGGUGUUUCGAUGUUGAAAUAGUUUUCCUUUGCAAAUGGUUUGGUAUUCCAAUGCUGGAGAUAUCUGUAAACUGGUCCGAAAUUCCAGGAUCCAAGGUAAAUCCAUUGAGUAUACCAAACAUGCUUUGGGAGCUUGCCCUCAUGUCCGUAGGAUACAGAACUCGAAUCUGGAAAAUUAACUCCUGAUGUCAGGAUUUUCUCUGAUCAAUUGAGCAAAGAUGAAAAGUUACACACGGUGCAGUGCUGAUUCGAUAAACUUAGGUUUUUCUUAUACGUUCUUUGAGAAAACACUUAUUACAAUCAGAUGAAACCAGUUUAUCGGAGCUUGUUCUUUCUGGAAUCCGCGGCUGGAAUAUGCAGUAUUUUACGGUUGUAAUAUUAGUUGAGGUAACAUUUUUUUCAACAGUUUGAUGAUCGAAUCGUGAACUUAUUUCCUGGAUAAGUACUUCAUUACAGUUUUACGAAAAAAAUACAGUUUAAUAUUCCCUA
Messenger RNA from Gossypium raimondii (Peruvian cotton), 1487 nucleotides. RefSeq lists its product as uncharacterized. The record is from RefSeq and is a predicted model, not a curated record. The transcript is spliced from 10 exons. Bases 177 to 1184 code for a protein of 335 amino acids. Lineage: Eukaryota; Viridiplantae; Streptophyta; Magnoliopsida; Malvales; Malvaceae. Gene Ontology annotation, cellular component: endoplasmic reticulum membrane.